AAGAAUUUUCUGGGAGCAGUCAAUAAGUCCAAAAAGAAGGCACACAGGAAGCAGAUACUGGAACUGCUACAGCAGCUGACAACAGUUUAAUCGCUGGACCUGGUAUUAUCUUGAGGAAAUACAAAGUGAUUGGAGCACAGGGAAAACUUAUUCGCAUAACAGCAUGUGUAAUUUUAUCAAAGCACACAAUUGUAUGCCAAAGUUCAGCAUAUUCCAUCACAACUCCAAAGAAGAUGUCCAAGGGAAAUGUUUCCCACAACUUGCUCAAGGAAAUACCAACUAAGACUGGGACUGGGUUUAUAUUCCCCGAGAAAUUACAAGCUCCACAAGCUAUUAAGAAAGGGUCAAAACGCAAGAGAAACCUUGUGCAGUGUUCUGGAUCAGAUCUGUGAUCUCCAAAGUGUGGAUAACCUAACAAUUCAUGGGGAGAAACUUGGGGAGUAUGUGGUGGAGGAGCUUUUGAACAGUAAGGCUUUAAUUGCAGGCUGGAGGGCUCUACAUGAGGAGGUCAAAUUACCCGAGGCUGGCAAUUCCAUCAAAGACAGUCUCAUCAUGAAGCUUUCUGACUGCUGGGAUAUCCACAUCUGAAUUUGUAGAACUGAAGUCAAAGAUGUACUCACUUUUAGUCAGUGGCAAAGCCAAGAAAACAGCUUAACUAGAUGUGUCGUGAAAAACACAAUCAUACAGGAUGAUUAUAGAAAUGCUGCGUUGAACAUUCAGCUAAUGAUGUUGAGCAUGAAACAGUUUAAGUCAAUCAAGCAUGAAAUCUUUAGGAUGGGCAACAAAAUCAGUUUGAAUCACUAAAAUGACAAGAGAUAUGUACUCUAUGAUGGCAUCAAAUCUUUAGCCAAUGGACAAAUUCAAUAUUCAGUAGAUUAGAGUUAUGAAUGAUUGAAUUAGAGGAAUGAAUUUUUCACGACAAAAAUCAAGAUCAUCUCUACUUCCAUCUAGUCUAUUAAUGAAUAACCCACGGUACAAUUUAAGUAUUGAAUAUCAUAGUAAACUGUGAAAACAAUACACCUAAUAUAAAAAUUUGUUCCCAUUAGGAGAAAUGCAGGGGAACAUGUUUU
This is a messenger RNA of Owenia fusiformis, 1070 nucleotides long. NCBI's taxonomy places the organism in Eukaryota, Metazoa, Annelida, Polychaeta, Sabellida, Oweniidae. The record is from the annotation of a GenBank genome assembly.